This is a messenger RNA of Anopheles merus, 1337 nucleotides long. RefSeq lists its product as uncharacterized. The record is from RefSeq and is a predicted model, not a curated record. The coding region runs from base 97 to 1002 and encodes 301 amino acids. The transcript is spliced from 2 exons. Lineage: Eukaryota; Metazoa; Arthropoda; Insecta; Diptera; Culicidae.
UUUUCCAUCCAUCCGCGGGCGGCCGUUUGUGCAAACUUUUCUCUCCAAGGCGUGUUUUUUUUUCGCACACCACCCAUACAUUCAUCGGCGUAACCAAUGUUGUGUGGGGUGGGCUGUUUGCUCCACCAUUGCUUUGGUAUUGGUGUCGCGGAACUCCGCACACACACACACACACACACACACACACAGACUCAGAUUUCAGAAAGGGUUGACUGUGGGUGGGGACGCCCGGUAGGAGGAACGUUCGGCCGUGACCAAACAUGGCCAGCACGCACCUCUUCUUCCCAUGCGCGUCCAGCGAGCGAGCGAGCUGCCCCCAUGCGGAUUGCAGUGUGUGCAGUCUGGGUUUCCACCUCGAUCACGCAUUCGCUUCCUCCUCCUUCUCAAUCUCCCACUCAGGUGCGAGAUCUUUGGGGACGGAGGGUCGGUCUGUACGCGCCGACAGCCGGUCAAGACCGGUGUGUGUCGCAAGGCCGCGGACGACGCUAUUCGUGGCGUGUCGUCGUUGUCGUCGUCAUCCCUUGCUGUUGCUGCUGUACAUGCUUCGCUCACUGCGUUCGUGUGUACGUGCGGUUUUUGGUGCGGUCGGUACCCCUCCGCAUGUCACCGUACCCUGGGACGGUUGUCGGUCUGGUCGGUUGUUGGCAUUGGAUUGGGUACCGUCCGUCCGUCCGUCCGUCGACUUUUCGCCGGCGAACGGUACGAAAGAGAUCGUGCAUCUUGUGCGCGGCGCUGGUCGUCAUCGUCGUCGUCGUGGUGGUGAACGGACCCGGUUCGGGUACCGGAUAUUGUGGUGUGUGCCGGUCGAUCUGUAGCAGUGCUUCCCGCAGCGCAGUGUUUGUCCACGUGUGCUCAAUUCGCUGUGCUUUUUUAAGACUCGCCCCGGUCUGUCGUGUGCAUCUUGUGAAGUAUUUGGGGACAUUCUUGCUCCUCGGAGAUAUUUUGUGUCUUGGUGUUUUCUACAUACGGCCUUGUAGGAAGAAGAUUCAAGGAUUCAAAUAAUGUGACGUCCAAAAUGGUCAAUUGAGUGAAGACGGACCACAUUUUUGUAACAGAAUCAGUUAUUAUCCUGAAGAGCUUUACCUUUGUGCUUAAGAUGCCGCUGUGUAACCUUGUUGAACGUUGGUAACUUUGCAUAACCAUUUAUGUCGUGGCGCUCCGACGACGAAGAGAUGAUCGUUCGAACGGAUUCGUCCUCGAGCUGUAGGUUGGAGCAGGAGUUUGAAGAAGACUGGGAUCUGAUGCAGUUUUACCUUUCAUCCGAUCAAACCUUGGAUCAGACAACGCCCUACGUAGAAACCAAUGAGGUAAUGUGUGUUUGCUGCUAAAUGUGCAUU